UUCGUGGUGGGGCAGAUCGUCCGUUGUGUUGCACUGUCAGUGUCAGUCGCUGUCUGAUAUUAGAGAUAACUUUGAUCUUGACAUCGUCUCGAGUUCCUGCGUCUUUUUUUCUUUUUUCCUUCUUUCUUUUCUCCCUACACAUAUUUCACUCGGUUCUUCCUUCUCCUUGUGAGAUUGCAUUGGCCUUUCUGAACAUACUUAGCUUAUCUCAUUCCUUGAUCUACUCCGAAAUCGCAUAGCCACAAUUCAUGAGAUGUGCAACUCUAUUUCAUGAGCAUUACGAGGCUUCAUCAGAGGACUAUUUUAUCACAUCUACCGCCAAAAAAAGAACUCAAAAUCUUGCUUUCGGGUGCUUGAAAUCACCUAUUGUAGCUGCCAUGGCCUGGCUCAAAAUCAUCGCUGGUAUCAUCAGCUUGCUCACCAUCAUCCAGCCCAUAUCAGCUGCACCCAGCCGUGAGAGCGCUCACAAAGAGUACUGCCCCGUUCUCUAUAACGAACCACCAACCAACUGCCGUCCUCUUCCCGAUACAUUCUUGACUUUCUCCUCCAAGCCUUCUGAUUCGCCUCCAGCAGACACCCAGAUUCUCGAGGACGCUCUCAGUGCUCUUUCAGCUCUUCAAGACCAUUUCUUUGAACCGGAUUACGCAACAUGGCCAUCUGCCAUUGAUUGGACUGCCGCUGUUGCAGGAACAGUCGUAGCUGGAAUUCUCACCACUUUGUCCAAGGCUAUCGAUUCGGUCGAUCUUGCUGGUAUUGAUGAUUGGAGAGUGAAGGAGAACAUCAUCGCGACUUUCUAUGCGCAGCUUGUGGGUUCGUACUUUGGACAAGAUGUACUGUCAAUCAGAGGCCAGGCUUACGACGACAUAUUAUGGGUCGCUCUUGGAUGGAUCGAGGCCAUCAAAUUCGUGCGAACUCACGCUGAUCUUCACUACCCCAAGAUAAAAUCCGAGGGGGUUUCUGAGAGAAGUAAUCUGAGGGAGGUCAUCGAAUCUAUGCCAUGGCAGGGCUACAACUGGUUCUCAUCUUUUGCCCACCGCUCUCGCAUCUUCUGGAACCUGGCAACUCACGGGUGGGAGACAAAGUUCUGUAAUGGAGGCAUGGUCUGGAAUCCUCGCUUGAACCCGUACAAAAACGCCAUCACCAAUGAACUCUGGGUGGCUGCUUCGAUUUCCAUGUACGAGCAUUUUCCUGGUGACAACUUCACUGCGCCAUGGCUGAACAGUGCUGCAUUCCCGGGUAACGACCCUGCACAUCUGGAGGCCGCCAUGCGAGGGUACAAGUGGCUCAUCGAUGUCAACAUGACCAAUUCUCUGGGUCUAUAUGUGGACGGAUAUCACAUCGAUAGCACCAAGCCCGGUAACACGAAGUGUGAUCUUCGAGACGAGAUGGUGUACACGUACAACCAAGGUGUCUUGCUAACAGGCCAACGAGGUCUCUGGUCCGUCAGUGGAAGCGCAUCGUAUCUGGAAGAUGGGCAUCGUCUGAUCCAGUCCGUCAUCAGAGCUACAGGAUGGAAUCUGAAAGAGAAUAAGCCCGUCGAUGACCUGAAACACCCGGGUCCCGGCCAGUUGCCUCCAUGGUAUGGACUUGGCCGCGGAGGCAUCCUGGAAGAGCAGUGCGAUGCUAGUAGCACCUGCUCCCAGGACGGCCAGACUUUCAAAGGUAUCUUCUUCCAUCAUUUCACAGCUUUCUGCAGCCCUCUUGAACCUCUGGUCGCCAAACAGGGCAGAACAACCGACCCCCGUGGAUACCGGCGUGUCAAAGGAAUCCACGCAGAUGCAUGCCAGUCGUACUUGGGCUGGGUCAAACAUAACGUCCAUGCAGCUCUGAAGACUCGCAAUGACGAUGGCCUCUUUGGCAUGUGGUGGGGUGCUGGCAUCUAUGGUGCUCUCCCGACACUGGGUACCGACGGUAUCAACCACACCGCAGAGAACGCAACCGACUACCGCAACCAAGGAACGCCUGAUGACGAGACUUGGGGUGGACUUCACCGAUGGACCCCAGGUACAGGACACUGGUCACCUUCAGGGCCGAAGUCUGACCAGCAUGUUAUGGACAGUGUUGGGGAUGGCCUCGUACCUCGCGGCGGAAGACACUCACCUCAAGAGGUGAAGAUGAAAGGGCAGGAUCCCAAUGAACGGGGCCGUGGCCGGACUGUCGAGACACAAGUUGGAGGAAUUGCACUGCUUAGAGCAUACUGGGAGCUUUCCCGAUCAUUUGAACGAUGACGAUUUCAUGUUUAUGACUGAUAAAAAUGCGUUUAUAAAUAGACAGCAUAGACUGCGAUAGAAUGAUGAUGAUCUGAACGCAUUUGCGUUUGUAACAUUUCAAAAU
Fusarium verticillioides 7600 is the source of this 2334-nucleotide messenger RNA. RefSeq lists its product as hypothetical. NCBI's taxonomy places the organism in Eukaryota, Fungi, Ascomycota, Sordariomycetes, Hypocreales, Nectriaceae. The transcript is spliced from 2 exons. The record is from RefSeq and is a predicted model, not a curated record. The coding region runs from base 249 to 2228 and encodes 659 amino acids. Gene Ontology annotation, biological process: carbohydrate metabolic process.